UAGAAAUAGGAUAUAGCAAUUUAAGUCAACUGAAAAAAAAAUGUAUACCUUCAAUCUUCUCUUUGUCAUUGCCAUUCUCUUGUUAAUAUGCUUCUAUAGUUUACCUGUGUAUUGUGAUAACCUCCAAGACACCUGUCCAACCUACAUAUCCCCUGAUGAAACCAUUUUCAUCAAUGGCUUCCCAUGCAAAAACCCUUCAAAUGUCACAACAUCUGAUUUCAAAAACAUGAUGUUGAGUCAACCGGGUAGCGCAGACGAGUUCCUACGUUCGUCGGUCACCAUAGUCACGGCUGCUGAGUUCCCCGGUCUUAACACCUUGGGAUUAGCCACGGCUCGAACCGACUUAGAACUUGAUGGGCUAGUGAUGCCUCAUACUCACCCUAGAUCCAGUGAAAUGAUGUUUGUGGCAAAAGGUGUUGUGAUAGCUGGAUUUAUUGACACAAAGGGCCAAUUGUUUCAAAGUGUUUUGAGGGCAGGUGAUGUGUUUGUUUUCCCUAAAGGAUUGUUGCAUUAUUGCUUAAAUUCUGGAUUUGAGGGCGCGCUUAUUUACUCGGUGUUUAAUGCCCAAAACCCGGGCGUUGUUGAUGUGUCAAAUGCUAUGUUUGGGGACAAUAAUUCGGAGGCAGUGAAAAUGGCGAUGGCUAAACUGGUGUCGCUUAAUAGGGUGGAAGAUGUGCGUGUCCAUGACGAUACAAACUUAAAUGACGAGCUUUAGCGUGCCGUCUUGAUAUCAAGUUGGAGUGUUGAUUAAUUUGUGCUAUAUGAUUAGAAUGAUAGGAAACAUAUAUGUUUGCUUUUGAUUUCUGGUUUUGUUGUUUUUGAUGUGUUAUGUGUGGAUAUGAAAGAAUUGAUAUUAUUGGGCACAUUAAUGCUCGUACAAAUGAAUACUUGAACUAUAAUCUUCAGUUGCUUUGA
Helianthus annuus (common sunflower) is the source of this 915-nucleotide messenger RNA. RefSeq names its product germin-like protein subfamily 3 member 4. Gene Ontology annotation, cellular component: cell wall. Lineage: Eukaryota; Viridiplantae; Streptophyta; Magnoliopsida; Asterales; Asteraceae. The transcript has a single exon. Gene Ontology annotation, molecular function: manganese ion binding. The coding region runs from base 41 to 715 and encodes 224 amino acids. The record is from RefSeq and is a predicted model, not a curated record.